Messenger RNA from Arachis ipaensis, 1890 nucleotides. NCBI's taxonomy places the organism in Eukaryota, Viridiplantae, Streptophyta, Magnoliopsida, Fabales, Fabaceae. The record is from RefSeq and is a predicted model, not a curated record.
AUGGUACCGAACUUUGCCUUAUAUAGAGGGGAGCACUCAUCAUCAACCAACCAGAUUGAGACACGUGGCAACACGCCCCCACGUGCUGACUCAGUACGCCCUCCGCGUGUUGUUUCAUCAGCCAAUGAGAGGAAGCCACGUGUAACACACCCCCACGUGCUGCAGUCCCAAGCAACCAGCCUUCACCAUGUGGCAAUCACGCCCCCACGUGCUGCAUGCAACACGUCCUCCGCGUGUUGCAGCCUCCAUCUGACAGCGCUUCGUGCACGAAAGGGUACUUGGGAGGUUCGGAGGUACAACGGGCCACACACAUGCCUCGCAACUUCUAUUUCAAGUGAUCACCGUCAGCUGGACUACCACGUUAUCUGUGCGAGGAUUCUUCCUAUGGUUAGGGCAGAUGCUGCGGUUACGGUAAAGGUACUUCAACAAGCGACAGAAGCUGAUUACGGUUUCAGGCCUAGUUACAGGAAGGUUUGGAUGGCUAAGCAGAAGGCAGUGGCAGAAAUAUAUGGAGAUUGGGAAGAGUCUUACGCGGAGUUGCCACGUUGGAUGCUAGGGAUCCAGGCGACAAUGGCGGGAACAAUCACGGUGCUGAAGACGUCUCCUGUUCGGAUUGGUGGUGGGGUUGAUGAGUCCACCGAGUUCUUUCACCGGCUAUUCUGGACAUUUCCACCCUGUAUCAAGGCAUUCCGGCAUUGCAAGCCCCUCGUCAGUAUUGAUGGUACCCACUUGUAUGGGAAGUAUGGAGGGACGCUGCUGUUGGCGAUAGCUCAGGACGGGAACUCGAACAUCCUCCCGAUAGCAUUUGCCCUUGUGGAGGGCGAAAAUGCAGAGUCGUGGUCAUUCUUCUUGUCCAAUCUCCGAGAGCAUGUGACUCCUCAGGAGGGUAUCCUUGUUAUCUCUGACAGGCAUAAUGGGAUCAAGGCAGCGCUUGAGGCACCUGAGACUGGGUGGCUGCCUCCUCGGGCGUUUCGGGCCUACUGUAUUAGGCAUGUGGCUGCGAAUUUCGCCCUAACGUUCAAAGGUAAGGACUCCAGGAGGCUGUUGGUGAAUGCUGCCUACGCAAAGACUGAGGCUGAGUUUUACUAUUGGUUUGACAUCAUGCGGACUGAGAAUGCAGCAAUGUGUGACUGGGCCAACCGGAUGGAGUAUGACAAAUGGACCCAACAUGAGGAUGCUGGUCGACGGUUCGGGCACAUGACCACAAACAUCAGUGAAUGUGUGAACUCCGUGCUAAAGGGAACUCGCAACCUACCGGUCACAUCUUUAGUUAAGUCAACCUACGGGAGGCUUGCUCAGCUAUUUGUGGUACGGGGACAGACAACAGAGGCACAACUCGGAUCUGGGCAUGAAUUCUGUCAGGCCUUGGUAAAGUCUAUUGAUCGGAACCUAAGAGACUCGAGGUGCUUCACUGUGACAUUAUAUGACAGGCAGCAGUCCGAGUACACCGUCGCGGAGACAACACCAACCAGCAACUUCUCUCUGGGCAGCUACAGAGUCUCCCUUAAAGAUCACCGAUGCGACUGUGGCCACUUUCAGGCGCUGCAUUAUCCUUGUUGCCACGCCAUUGCGUGUUGCGCCUACUCCCGGCUUAACUGGGCAUCAUAUGUUCACGAGGUGUAUCGUAUGAGUGAGGUGUUCAACGUUUACAAGGAGGGGUUUGUCCCACCUAUCCCUGAAGGACUAUGGCCUCCAUAUGCUGGGCCUACCAUCAUUCCUGACCCUAAUAUGCGGCGUGCAAAGGAAGGUCGUCCAAAGGUAACCAGGAUCCGUGGAAGUAUGGAUCAGUCUCAGGAGAACCAGCCGAAGCGAUGUGGACUAUGCCGUCAGCCUGGGCAUACGCGGAGGAACUGUCACCAGCGAAGACAGAGUGGUGGAGGGGAUGCGUAG